CUCCUCGGCCUUUUAAAGCGAGACGAGAACGUCCCAGGCUCGGAAAGCCGGAACGCGGCCUGCCCCCUCAGGGCCCAGCUGCCUGCGCUCCCGGUGCCUUGCGGAGAGCUCCCUAAAGCCGCGCUCGCCCCUGUCCCUGCAGGGGGAAGGCUGCUCAGCGCGGUUACUGAAAACAGGAACCUGCCCCUCUGCGAGGCCCGCGCCUUCCUCGUUUCUCACAGAGGAAGCGAGCGGCGUGUGUGGCAACUGCUGCUCGUCCCGAUAGCAUGGGCUUGCCUACGCCCCUGGGAGGCCCGGCUGCCCGCCCACUCCGCCGGACCCACCGCAGCUGAUGCAGAGGCGCUGACGGCGACCCUGGCACCCCCUCGUCGGCUACUCCCAGGGGAGACCAUGUCCAGCCUGUGAAGGCUUCGCCAGCCGUCCGCAGCCCGGGGAGCAAGCGAGAUGGGGAACAGCGUGAGGUCCGCCCCGGCGCCUCCCGAGAGGACUCUGCCCUGCCCCGAUGGACUGGACAGCGACUACCUGGCCGUGCUGAGUGACUACCCGUCUCCUGACAUCAGCCCCCCAAUAUUCCGCCGAGGAGAGAAACUGCGCGUGAUUUCUGACGAAGGGGGCUGGUGGAAAGCCAUCUCCCUCAGCACUGGCCGGGAGAGUUACAUUCCUGGGAUAUGCGUGGCCAGAGUUUACCACGGCUGGCUGUUCGAGGGGCUGGGCAGAGACAAGGCCGAGGAGCUGCUGCAGCUGCCCGACACGAAGAUCGGCUCCUUCAUGAUCAGAGAGAGUGAGACCAAGAAAGGUUUCUACUCUCUGUCCGUGAGACACCGGCAGGUAAAGCAUUACCGAAUCUUCCGCCUGCCCAACAACUGGUACUACAUCUCGCCCAGGCUCACCUUCCAGUGCCUGGAGGACCUGGUGAACCACUAUUCCGAGGUGGCCGACGGCCUCUGCUGUGUGCUGACCACACCCUGCCUGACUCAGAGCACAGCUCCCCCCGCGGUGAGAGCCGCCGACUCCCCCAUCACCUUGCGCCAGAAGACCCUGGACUGGAAGAGGGUGUCCAGACUUCAGGACGACCCCGAGGGGGCAGGGAACCCACUCGGCGUGGACGAGUCCCUUUUCAGCUACGGCCUCCGGGAAAGCAUCGCCUCCUACCUGUCCCUGACCAGCGAGGACAGCGCCCCCUUGGACCGCAAGAAGAAGAGCAUCUCCCUGAUGUACAGCGGGAGCAAGAGGAAGAGCUCCUUCUUCUCGUCGCCGCCCUACUUUGAGGACUAGCCGGGGAGCCGCCGCCACGCCGUGUGCCCGGAAGGAACAGAGGUUCGGACUCGCACCUGGGCUCCCACCGAAAAGCUCGCUUCCCUGGGCUCCCCCCGGGGAGCCUCGCGUCUCCCAGGAGCCAAGAGAAGCUACGGGAGACUCCCACUCCCACCUUCUCCGUCCACAUGAAGACCUGGGGGACCGACCCUCUCUGGUGUCUGACCGGUCCUGGGACGUCACAGAACGUUGACUUGCGAUGCCUGGACGCGGCCGUGUUUUGGGAGAGUCCUGCUAGAGUGCUGUAUGUGUGCGCCCGCGGUGUUUGUGGGACAGACAGGCACCCUCUCAUCGGAAAGCACACCAGGACCAUCCUCUGACCGACUGUCCAGAUGGCCACACUCUGAGCUCACAGAGAAAACCUCUGAAUGAGAAGCGUCUGAGAAGAAGAUGAGCCCAGGCUGUGUCCUGGCCCAGCGUCUGGGUUUGCAAACUGGUCUUGCGCCUGGAACUCUCUCAGCCAAUCCACAGAGAGGCCUUUGGUGUGCAUCUUCUCUCUCUUUAAGGGGACUCGGUGACACUAAACAUUCACCUUCCUCAUCAGCCCUGAAUCAGGAGAUCCCUUUGCCCUGCUGGUCCCAAAGCCACACAUACAGAAGUCAGAUGGCCUCCCUGCCUCCGCUGGGGGCAAGGCAAGCAGGAGAGGGGGAGGCUGCUGGCUGGGGGGCGCAAUGCGGGGCCUGGAACCGUGCGAGCUUGUACCACGUCCCAGCCACGGCUUUGCGGCUCAGAGAGAGCUCAGGGGCACGCGGAGGUUCACGCCUAAAUUAAUGCAUCGGCGGUUCACUCACGACUGCCUGAAGAGGCACUGCGUUACGUCCUGUGUGCGGUGUCGGGCCGAGAAACCAGAAAACGAGAGAGGGAAGGGUGACUGAGCCCCGGGUCCCGGCAGAGGCAGCCACGGCGUGGACUAACAAAUACUGUGCACGUGGGGUGGGAACACAGAAACCAGCUCCUGCUUUGGGGGAGGGGGAGGACAGCGGUCAGGUGGGGGUGGCCCAGGGGCUCACGUUUCAGCCAGACCUUCAGAGACUGGAAGUCUCGGCCGGACUGAGGAGGUCAGAAUGGUUGGAUUUAAAUAUAUAUAUAUAGGGAACUGGUAAGUUCUAAAGAAUUCAGCCCAUCUGGUAUUUGAGUCUAAGGGUCUGGCACCCACAUGAAUAAAAGUGCGGAGCUCCAGGGAAGGAGGGAGCCGGAGGGGCUGCACGCUCUCUGCGUCACUGAAGAGACGGCGGCGGAGAGGCGCAGUCCAGCGGCCCUGCAGGACACGCUGCGUCUGCGGGCCGCCCCCGGCCCCCGCUAGCAGGGAGGCUGCAGAGGCAGCCGAGACUCGUUUCCCUCUCUGCAGAAGGGCUCGGGGGAGGGCGGGCACACGUGGUGUCCCUCGCCGCCCCAUGGAAGCCUGCCUGCCCGCCACACGCGCAUUCCGUAGCUCUGAAGUCACCGCACUCGCGGUGUGUGUGCGCGCGCGUUUCCAGGAGCUUGCGUGUCGUCAGAUUCCAGAGUGUCUGUAGACGGAGACGUGUGUGGUUUCCGCCACAGUCCCCGAACGCUGCUUCAGAGGGACCGGCCAGCACACGGGAAGUGGACGCGACACUGCGGACGCUGGCGUGACCUGCACACGGCAGAGUGACCCCGCGCGCCCCAGAUGUUCGCGCAGCGUCUCCCGGGCUGUUUUCCGUUGCGACUCCUGCGGGCGGAGCGUGUGGGGGGGACUGGGAGGGGUUUCUAGGUGGGAAGCAUUAAGUUUUGCUAAAUCAUGUAUUUAUUCCUGAUUAAAAUAAACCUAACGCGUA
Molecule: messenger RNA, 3110 nt
Organism: Phyllostomus hastatus (greater spear-nosed bat)
Lineage: Eukaryota; Metazoa; Chordata; Mammalia; Chiroptera; Phyllostomidae
Gene: SLA
Product: Src like adaptor
Exons: 8
Coding region: 445-1275 (276 amino acids)
Molecular function (GO): protein binding
Source: RefSeq, a predicted model, not a curated record